AUGAAGCAAGGAAUGGCUUCUUUAGCUCAAGCUCCUCCUACAAUGUCCAUUGCUCGAACUCCACAGGUUCGUUCCAUCAGCUUACAAUUGUUAAAAUCCUCAAAGGUGCCACAUUUACUCGCCAUCCAUCGCAUCCACAUCAGACGAUACCCUUCUAUUUGUUGCACAAAGUUACCUCCAUGGGAACAUUCACCACUCACAUCGGCUCACACUGACAAAUCUGGUAAUAACUUCUUGGAAAACCCAUCUGAAUUGUUUGAAACCCUUCGUUCUGGGAAUAGGGCUGAGGAUCCAACAACUAAAGCUGAUCAUCUCACAGCUAGGACCGAUCAGGCAGUGGCAGCAGCACAGGCUCGAUAUCUUAAGUUGCCGAUGUGGGUGUUUGGCCCUUGUCUUCUUCUCAUUACAGGCAUGGUUCCCACCCUAUGGUUGCCAAUAUCCACUAUAUUCAUUGGCCCAAAUGUGGUCAGCCUUUUUUCCUUGAUUGGACUCGAUUGCAUCUUCCAUCUGGGUGCAACCCUUUUUCUCCUCAUGGCUGAUUACUGUGCCAAGACAAUGAACCUGAGACAAGUCUCCAAGUCCCAGUCUCCUUCCAAUUACCAUUUAUGUAACCUAGGUGCAACUUUGGCUGGAUUUUUGAUCCCUCUGAUGUUACUUCUUGCUUCCCAAAGGGGUUUCAUGCAACCUCACCUGCCUUUCCUCCCAUUUGCAGUUCUAUUGGGUCCCUACACGCUGCUUUUGUCGGUUCAGGUUCUAACUGAGAUGUUGACCUGGCAUUGGAAGUCACCGGUUUGGUUGGUGACUCCGGUUGUGUACGAGGGCUACCGUGUGUUGCAACUGAUGAGGGGAUUGAAACUCGGGGCAGAAAUCGAUGCACCAGCAUGGGUGAUGCACUCAAUCAGAGGCCUGGUCUGUUGGUGGAUACUGGUUCUUGGUAUGCAACUCAUGAGGGUUGCUUGGUUUGUUGGUUUUACUGCUCGAGCUAGUCAACAACAGGUUUCUUCUUCUGCUUCUGAUGCUCAACACUAA
Gossypium raimondii (Peruvian cotton) is the source of this 1029-nucleotide messenger RNA. RefSeq lists its product as uncharacterized. Bases 1 to 1029 code for a protein of 342 amino acids. The transcript has a single exon. Lineage: Eukaryota; Viridiplantae; Streptophyta; Magnoliopsida; Malvales; Malvaceae. The record is from RefSeq and is a predicted model, not a curated record.